GCGCGCUCAUAUUACCUUAUGCAGUUGCGAGCGCCGUAAAACACUUACAAAAACAAACAUAAAGGUAGAGAGAUACAGGGACGGAACAAAAAGAAGAAACAUUACAAGUCAACUCUGAUUCUCAUCGGUCCGUUGUGACCAUGACCGUCUUUGUGGUUGUCGGUGUGUUGGUGAGUGUGGUCGGUGUGGUCAUGAACUCGCUGAGCACGUGCGUGUUCCUGAGACAGGACUGGCGGAAGAACACGGUGACGGCCACCCUCUUGUCGCUCACGCUCUCAGACAUGUGCGUGCUGGCCUGGAGUCUGCUCUACUACAGCGCUCACUUCCUCACAGACAUAGCGCGCGGUCACAGGAUCGACCUUGUUGCCAUACAGUCGUUCUUCUUCACCUGGCCCCGCUCCAUGUUCUACGACAUCUCCAGCUGUACCACCGUCCUGGUCUCUCUAGAGCGCUGUCUGUGCGUGGCCCUGCCCCUCAAGGUCAACUCUGUGCUCACACCGACACGUGUACACACCAUUAUGUGCCUCAUCUGGAGCCUGGGCCUGGCCUCCUACAUCCCCGUGUUCACCUCACAGUUCUUUGUGUGGAGGCUGGAGCCGGCCACCAACAUGACCCUUCUCACGGUCGCCGUCACCAGCUACAGGCUCCAAGUGGAGACCGUUCAUAACAUCCUGAACACGUUAGUUCUACAGACUGUUUGCCAAAUCACACUGGUCAUCAACACCUCUGUGAUGGCUUAUGGCCUCUAUAGGUCUACCAAAUUCCAGGAACAUUCAUCCAGCAAUCUGCCUACUGAGGAAAAGUCCAAAGUGUCAUCUGUAGGGAGAGAGAAAGAAGAGGUAUCGUCAACUCAAGACAGUCGAGGAGAUUACAAACCCAACGAACAACAUCCCAACGACGGGGUUAUUUCUCAGAGUGGAUCAAACAGGGCGGGGUCACAGGGGGUGAAGAGAGAAAAUCAAGUUUCCAAAGACGGAAAAGUUGCUGGGCCGUCGACAAAAUACAAGAGAACUAUUCGGGUAGUAAGUGGCGUAUCUUCCCUUUUUAUCAUUUGCAACACGCCUCUCUUGGUGGCAGUGUACAUGAAACGACUCGUCCCGGGUUUUGAUUUUGGGCUCAAACACCACAGCGAGUUCGCCCUUGCGGUCAACAUUGUGUUCCUCAGUACAGCAAUCAAUGCUGCUUCCAACUUCUUCGUGUACACCGCGUUCAACAGAAAGUUCAGGGGUCAAUUACGGGGACUUUGUGGCCCAAACAGGAAGUUCUAGCGGUCAAGUCUACUGUCACCUAUUGUUACACGUCAGUUGAGGACAUCUGAAUUGUAAGUGCUUGAUUAGUGCAAAAGCGUAAUACAGCUAGCAGAUAAUACGGUCGCACAAGGGGGCUAUACCGAAAAAUGCUGUUUUGAGAAAAUCGAAGGUACAGUUUUUGCCCCUUGU
Aplysia californica (California sea hare) is the source of this 1439-nucleotide messenger RNA. RefSeq names its product neurotensin receptor type 2-like. Gene Ontology annotation, cellular component: plasma membrane. Bases 141 to 1268 code for a protein of 375 amino acids. The record is from RefSeq and is a predicted model, not a curated record. The transcript is spliced from 2 exons. Gene Ontology annotation, biological process: G protein-coupled receptor signaling pathway. Gene Ontology annotation, molecular function: G protein-coupled receptor activity. NCBI's taxonomy places the organism in Eukaryota, Metazoa, Mollusca, Gastropoda, Aplysiida, Aplysiidae.